Peromyscus leucopus (white-footed mouse) is the source of this 2977-nucleotide messenger RNA. RefSeq names its product granulocyte-macrophage colony-stimulating factor receptor subunit alpha-like. The transcript is spliced from 15 exons. Bases 1656 to 2840 code for a protein of 394 amino acids. Gene Ontology annotation, molecular function: cytokine receptor activity; protein binding. Gene Ontology annotation, biological process: cytokine-mediated signaling pathway; immunoglobulin mediated immune response. The record is from RefSeq and is a predicted model, not a curated record. Lineage: Eukaryota; Metazoa; Chordata; Mammalia; Rodentia; Cricetidae. Gene Ontology annotation, cellular component: membrane; external side of plasma membrane.
CGAACCCCGGGGCUUCUUCUCAUUUGGGGAAGUCGCGGCGGCGGCGGCGGGGGCGGCGGAAGCUGCGCUGACGGACGAGCUGAUGGACGAUAACGGACUGAAGCAUCGUGGGACCUCAUGACGUCACGUGGGAGGGAGACACAAGCCACUGAGUCCUGAUGUCUCCGAGAACCCGAGUGGCCCUGUGGACGGCGCUGGACCGAGGGAUGGCGUCAUCGGAAGUGUUCAUGCCCCCACCCCAGAACAUGAGGGCACCUCAUGACGUCACCAGGAUGUCCAUCAUCUGGACCUGGGCGGCGGACAGUAGGUGGUUGAUGGACAGGUGUGGGCGCCACGAUUUCCCGCACUGCGCCUUCCGGCCUGGACUGUGCCACAGCAUCACGGGACGCAGUGAUGGAGGCCUUGACGGUCAGACGCAGCCCUGAACCAGAAGUGGCCAAAAGGACCGGCUUCUGUGGUGGGAGCCGGGCGGUGAUGACAUCACUGGCAGUGGCCCUGGACCUCCCGGAGGAUGUCGGGAACUCAUUUCAUCAUGGGGGGCGGGAUGGGCACAUGUUGAGGGCGCGGGACAGCCGGGAACCUGGAAGUUACCUGCAAGCCCGCCUCCCCGGGUAGGGGCGGGACCUGGGCGGAGGGAGUUGAGGCCCAUGGGAUGCGGCUGGCCUGGUGGGCGUGGCCGUAUAGUCAGGACAGCUGCGAUGGACACCGCCCCGCCCACUUUGUCAUCAAGCGCUGGGGUCAGGCCACUGUCAGGUUCCCCAGGUGUCUCGUGCCACUUGUCCCUCCCUCCCAUGAUGCUUCACUCUCACCCUGGUAGAGACCCCGUGGUGUCCUGAUGCUGUUGUCACACUCUGACGUUGGCACUUGGUCUCCAGUGAUGUCAUCACUUCCCACAGUCAGCACCCCUGAACGUCACACUGCGAGCCCCUGAACGUCACACUGCGUGCCCCUGAACGUCACACUGCGAGCCCCUGAACGUCACACUGUGCUCCCCUGAACGUCACACUGCCAGCCCCUGAACGUCACACUGUGUGCCCCUGAACCCCUGAACGUCACACUGCGAGCCCCUGAACGUCACACUGCGAGCCCCUGAACGUCACACUGCGAGCCCCUGAACGUCACACUGCGAGCCCCUGAACGUCACACUGCGUGCCCCUGAACGUCACACUGUGCUCCCCUGAACGUCACACUGCGUGCCCCUGAACGUCACACUGCGUGCCCCUGAGCCCCUGAACGUCACACUGCGAGCCCCUGGAGCCCCACCGUGCACUCCCUCCCUCCCCCCACCAAUCCUUGAUCAACAGUCAAUCAACAAACUCCGGCCCCGCCCACCUCUCCCAGGAAUCCCCAAGCCUGGUUCCUGCCUGUGUCCUGGAUGCAGGUGUCAAUCACCCAGGAGGGCAGGGCCCCGGGCUCCUGCUGUCAUUCAGCCUGUCAAUCACCGCGCCCGUUCCUUCCCUCUAGGUUUUCCCAACCUGCAGAUGAGGAAGCUGGGCGGGAGUCGGGACAGACCGACAGACAGACAGCCGUGCGGAGGUCCCUGCGGGCCUCCCAGCUCUCCACCACGGCUCAGGGCUGCUCACCCUUGAGCCUGGGCAGGAGCCCCGGGAGCGGGCCGUCAUUGUGGGCAAUCCCCUGCCGUCAGUGUCGCAGCCAUGCCUACGCCGCGUGCGGCCUCGCUGUGCCGGGCCCUGCUGUGUGCUGCUCUGCUCCAGGCUUCCGGCUCCAGGGCACAGGAGCUUCCAGCACUGACUCGCGGGGGAGCCUCGGUGCUGAACGUGACCUUUGACCCCGGGACCUGGACCCUGACGUGGAGCUGCGGAGAGCACGUCACCGUGAAGUCAUGCACUGCAACUUUCACCAAGAGUAACGGGAGACUGGGGCGCCUGAAGAUCCUGGACCCUGUGUGCCGCUGCCAAUUCAAACCCCUGACCCUUCACCUUGGGGUCACGCUGGAGGUCAACGCAACUGUUAAUCACACUCGUGUGCAUGAGAAGCUGAGAUACGUCAACAGAGGUGCAGAGGGCUCGGCAGCACAGAACCUCACAUGCUUCAUCCACGAUGCGCGUGCAAUGACCUGUACCUGGGGGGUGGGGCCCGCGGCGCCUAGGGACAUCCAGUACUUCCUGCACAUUCGGAACACCACGGGUCACAUGCUGAUGGCAUGCCCUGCCUACCUGGGUGAUCAUGUGCACACGGGCUGCCGCCUGGAGGAUCUGACUCUGCUGACACAACAUGUGCACGUGACUGUGACCGGAUCCAGCCGGACGUGUGACAUCAUGUUCUAUGACAUCACGCUGAACACCAAGCUCAUAGAGCGGCUCAGCCCCCCAUGGAACAUCUCCGUGGCCUGUAACUCCUCCCACUGCGUGGUCACAUGGUCCCAGCCACGGACGUGGAGUCACAUGACUUUCUUGGACUUCCAGUAUGAGGUGGACAUCCAGAGACAGAACACAGACCCCGGAAGUGCCAACCCUAAGGUGUGCAUCUCCAGUGAGCCGGAGAACAGAUACGAGUUCCCGAGCCCCGCGCCCAGGCCGGGCCACGUGGUCCGCGUGCGUGCCGGGGACGUGCGCAGCGCCCGCUGGAGCGCGUGGAGCCCCGGCGUGGCCUUCGGCUCUGAGGACCCCGGGGUCCCCACGCUGCACGUGUACCUGACGGUGGUGACUGUGACCCUACUGUGCGCCUUGGGCCUCGGGCUGGCAUGCAAGAGGUUCGUCAGGAUCCAGGAACUUUUCCCCCAGAUCCCGGAAAUCAAGGACAAAAUCACCGAUGAUGACAGAGUCAACCCGGAGACCCUCAGGAAGGACUUACUGCUGCAGACCGAGGAGGCCGACUAGGCUGUGACGUCAGCAGGAAGUUCUGCCCACACUGCAGGAACACGUGGGCAGCUCCACGACACCCGGAAGUAGUUUUGAAUCUAAAGCUGUUUUUCUCUCGUUUGUGGCUUUUUUUAUUAAAUCAGAAAUUAACGUCA